AUUGUAUCCAAAGUGGAUCGGUUAUCAAAAUUAAUUGUGAUUUCAUUUGAGAGGCUUAUGAGAUUCUCAAAAAUAUUUGAAUAUGCGCCAAUCAUUCAGAUUAAUAUACCCCAUAAAACAUUUUCGUGAUUUCCUCGAAAAUGAUAUUCGUUUGGAUGGCCGUUCAUUUGAUAAAUACCGACCAAUUGGUGUAAAUAUAGAGUCCUUUCAACACUCGUUAGGUUCAAGUGCAACGAAAAUUGGGAACUCAAAUAUAUUAUGUGGCAUACGAGCAGAAUUAGCUAAACCGCGUGCCUCUACGCCUCUGGCCGGGUAUAUUGUACCUAAUGUUGACAUGUCAUUUACUUCAUUUUCAAAGUCUGCAGCAACAAGUAACAAUCAAAAUGUUGCCGAAAUAUUAGAAUGCUUUAUUUAUCGGAUAUUGAAUGAAUCACAUUGCUUAAAAUUAGAAGACUUAUGCAUACACCCUGGAAAACUGGUCUGGUGCCUUUACAUAGACAUAAUUGGCUUGGAGGUGGAUGGUGGUGUAUUUGAUGCUUCAAUUUUAGCCUGCGCCUCAGCACUGAGCACACUGAAAUUACCUAAAGUUACAUAUGACGAGAAAAGUGGAAAAAUAGAGAUAGGUGAAGAAAUGAAGGAGUUGCAUUUAGAUAUUUUCCCCGUUGUUAGCACUUACAGCAUUUUCGACAACGUUGUGUUGGUGGAUCCCACUUAUCGAGAGGAGAGUAUUUCAAAUGCAGUAUUUCAUCUCGGCGUGCACGAAGACACCGUUGGUCUAUUUCAUAAAAGUGGCGGAGUGCCAAUUUCAGUAAAAGAAAUUCAACAUUCGAUAAAAAACGCUGUAAAACGUGAACAAGAGAUUUCAAGUCUAUUAAGAAGUUUGAAAAGUAAUAAAUAAAAACAACAAAAUGUUUAUAUCU
Molecule: messenger RNA, 920 nt
Organism: Ceratitis capitata (Mediterranean fruit fly)
Lineage: Eukaryota; Metazoa; Arthropoda; Insecta; Diptera; Tephritidae
Product: exosome complex component RRP43
Exons: 3
Coding region: 83-898 (271 amino acids)
Biological process (GO): nuclear mRNA surveillance; nuclear polyadenylation-dependent mRNA catabolic process; nuclear polyadenylation-dependent rRNA catabolic process
Cellular component (GO): nuclear exosome (RNase complex); cytoplasmic exosome (RNase complex)
Source: RefSeq, a predicted model, not a curated record